AGAAGGGAGAAUUGGUUAGGACAUUAAGACUGGAGGCAGCCUUAGUUGCAGUGACUGUGGGAUAGUGACAUUCAAGAUUGUGAGAAAAGAGCAAGACACAAAUCAGGAUCACAAUGCUGGGCUAGUUAACCCAUUAACUUAUUUUAAGUGGAGGAGUUAUGCUAGAGAAUUCUGUCAAUGAUCUUAAUCAGGCAGAAGUCGCUGCAAAGGUUAAAAGUGUAUGUGCCUGCUCUCUGCUUGUCUUCAUGCAGUUCACUUAUGCUGUUUGUAGUGUUCUUGUAGCUGCUUGGAGAGGUCUGCCUGGGGACUUUAUCCAUUUAGGUUUAAUCCAUCAGAGGAUGCAGCUAAACAUGCAAGUGUACAGUACAGAUGAGGUAUUACAAGAGCUUUCUUCCCCCAGAAGGGCAAUGCCCCUACCCCUCAACCUCAGCAUCUCCUGCUCACCUUGUACUGAUUGUGGUAGAUCCACUGCAUAAGCUGACUCAGUACAUAAAGCUGGCAGAAAGCUAACCUAGCAAAAAGCUGUGUUCUCUGCUGAGCUAAAGAGUUGAAUUAGCUGUAAUGGGGGCUAGGUUAAUAGUCCCUCUGCUCUUUCCCAUGCUGUUCUAGCCCUUUCAUGAGCCCUCUCUGUAAGUGAGGUGCUCCCUUAAGGGCAAAAUUUGUGGUUACUUGAAUACAGCAAGAGUGAAGCAAUACUAACCAGGAGGCUGUCCAGAAUGGAGGUCUGCAGUUUUUGGGUCUGUGCCCUAUCAUAAGAACAAGUGUGUAUGUAAAGAGUUAGUCGGCCAAUUUUUUUCUUUUUUUUUUUCCUUUAGAUGAGAAGCAUCUCAUCUGAAGAGGAGGAGGGAAUGUUCUCAAUACAACAUCUUUAAUCUAGCUUGAUAUUUGUUUGGAGGAUAAAGCUUUAACAUUCUUAGCUGUAGAAGGAAUUUCUCACUGUUUUUCUCACCUUUUCCACCCAGCAGUACUGAGGAGAAAAGCUUUCCAUAGUUGCUGUUUAAUUUGGGUAACAAUUUGGGAUCUUAGGCAGAUUAAACCAAAUGCAUUUAGCAGAGCUUUGAUAAAAGCUUGGUGCAGUAAUCUAUUAUUAUAGCUCUAUACAGUAGGUAGAGCUUCUAAUUUUGGAUGUUAGACCUCUAUUCUUCAAUUUUACAAUAGCCUGCUUAGAAUAAUUAACAGCGAUGGAAUGUGACAGUGAAGAAAUUGGAUAAUUCUGGCAGUGCUCCUUUUAAUGUCCUAGUGUCCCUGUAUUGUUGUCUUGUCUAGUUUGGGGAGAGGAGGGAUGUGGCAAGGAAUGGAGUCUUCUGCACCCAAGCUUUAGAGACUGGUAUUGGAGGGGUUUGGUCUUUUGCCACCACAAUAUGGCUGCAGGCAUAAAUUGUGCAUACAGAGAGUUGCUGUACUACCACAUAGACCAGAAUACUGUUAGUGUUUAAGACUGAGCACAGACAACAAAAGAAGGGAGAAAACAAGACAAUGGCAGUGUAUGUCCAGGUAAGCAAGUGAGAACCAAACUGUCACAGGCCUUUAAUCACUGGCUGAAUGUUCCGGAAGAUAAAAUACAGGUUAUCAUUGAAGUGACAGAGAUGUUGCACAAUGCAAGCCUACUUGUGGAUGAUAUUGAAGAUAACUCAAAGCUACGACGGGGCUUUCCAGUGGCACACAGUAUCUAUGGAAUUCCAUCUGUAAUCAACUGUGCUAAUUAUGUUUAUUUUCUUGGCUUAGAGAAGGUUUUAACCCUUGAUCAUCCAGAUGCUGUUAAAGUUUUUACCCGUCAACUUCUGGAACUCCAUAAAGGUCAAGGCUUGGAUAUUUACUGGAGGGAUACUUACACCUGUCCUACAGAGGAUGAGUAUAAAGCGAUGGUACUGCAAAAGACGGGCGGUCUCUUCGGAUUAGCUGUAGGCCUCAUGCAGCUGUUCUCGAAUUAUAAAAAAGACUUAAAGCCACUUCUUAACACACUUGGUCUCUUCUUCCAAAUAAGAGAUGACUAUGCCAACUUGCACUCCAAAGAAUAUAGCGAGAACAAGAGUUUUUGUGAAGACUUAACUGAAGGCAAGUUCUCAUUCCCAACCAUUCAUGCAAUUUGGUCAAGACCUGAAAGUACUCAGGUGCAAAACAUUUUACGUCAAAGGACAGAGAACAUAGAUAUAAAAAAAUACUGUGUACAUUACCUUGAAAAUGUUGGUUCCUUUGAGUACACUCGGAAUACAUUGAAAGAGCUUGAAUCUGAAGCCUAUAAGCAAAUUGAAUCACUUGGGGGAAACCCUGAGCUUGUAGCACUAGUUCAACAGCUGAGCAAAAUGUUCAAAGAAACUGAAAAUUAGGAAAUUGAUUUCUGGGUGUGGAUUAAAACUCUUUUGAAAAUGGGCGAAUAACCAGAUGGAGAGUUGAGAUAAUCAGUCUUAUGUAAAACUUCCUCUUGUAGCCACAUUACAGAAAUUACUGUUAAAAAUAACUUGUCAUUGAGUUUUGAAAUAUGUAUCUUAUUAUCUCUAAAGUCUUAACUGUAACUGCUUACAGUUGGUUUUGUUAAAGCAGAUGUACUAGAACUAAAACAAGUUUUGAACCUAAGUGUAAUAGUCUUGACAGAAUCACAGGCAUUAUUUCAUACCUAAAACUCUCGUGCCCCUAACCAGGCUAUGAUAGGAUUUUGGUUGAAAUUCUGUGGUAAAUUAAUCAGGUUGACAUGUGCAUAUUAUGCAUUUUAAACAAUGCUCUUGUAAACCAAAAUUUGUGUUAAAAAAGAUGAUGCUUGCAACUACAAUGCAUAUAAAAUUGUGUGAUAUUUCUAAGUUUGUCUUGUGAAGAUCAGGGGGAUCAGUUUACUUUGUCCUAGAGUGAAUGUCCUAUCCAACUUCGGUGGAUAUUUUCAGGGGAAUGUGAAUUAUGAAAGAUACUAUUUCAUAUGCAAAUAAGACAUGCUUAGUCUGAAAUUGUGACUUGAUAAAGAUUUUGCAGUACCUUAGAGAAAAGAUUUCAUCACAUCAAUGAAGUGUAAAUUUGUUGCUGAUUCCAGCUCUGCAGUGAGUAAUUUUGCUCACCUGGUUUUAAAUUUUGAAAUUGUCAAACAUUCUGUAGCCAGAAACUUAAAUCUGUGCAUUAGAGCUCAUAUAUGUAACUGCAAAUAGCAACAUAAUGAGCUGCUAUUAGAAAUGGAAAGGGAUUCAUACCAGGUAACUUUGCGGUACCAUAAUUGGUGCAGAUCUCUUUAAUCUCUGCUUAUAAUUGAGGGGCUUCUCCAAGACUUUAUUCAUAAUUCAUAUUUCAUUCCUGUCCUGAAUUGCUGUCUGGAGGCAUGUUCUGUAUCUCCAAAGAGACAAGAGCUGUAAUUUUUUUUUUAAAACAAAGUACAGUAUCUUGUUUUACAAGCUACAAUACCACUUCAGUUUUGUUAAUUGCUGAAAUAGAGCUUUAAAAUUAUAGACAUACCAAAAUAGAACUGGGACUGAGAGCGAGAUUUAGGGGUGGGGCUGAUCAGUAACAAAGUUCUCUGCUCAGAUAUAUAUAUAAGUAUUAUAUAUAUAUAUAAGUAUUAUAUAUAUAUAUAUAUAUAUAUAUAUGUUAAUAAAAUGUAAGCGGAGAUGUUUGGUUUUUUCUUGCCUGGCUGGCUUUAAUCAGGUUCAGUUCCCUUAGUAUUCACAGGUAUAUUAAGUUUGCCUUGGGGUAGCUUGAUAAUGGUUGGAUCAAAGGUAGGACUGGUGCUAUAAGCUGUGGUGUUAACUCAAGCAUACUCUGAAAUGGACAGAGGUGCUUGGCUUUUGGUGGCUAAAGGAUAGUUUUAUAAAAGUGUUCAUUUACUGCACCUGGAAAACAAGGAGAGCUAUGAUCUUGGCCCACUGAGAAAAUUAACUGAAGAAGGUUGCUACAAUGUCUUCCCUGGGCAGCCUUAAUAUCUUCCUGAAAGUGAUCAAACAUGACGAAAUUGGGGAUGACUACUUUGAAUCUGAAAUAUUAUGUUGUUAUGGAUGAUAGCCUGUCCCCAUUUAUCUGCAUGCUGAGGAGAAAUCUUUAUUUAGUGUCUCUCAGAAAUCUGAGAGACACUAAAUAAUAGGCUUUUCACUGAAUGGACCUGGUUGUGAGGACUGAAUAGCUUGAAGUUGGUAAAAGGUAUCUCUAAUGUUAAUUAAAUAGAAUUGUAAUGCCUUUUUCAUAACUUGCAGUGCUUAGUAAGCCUGUAAGUUUUUAAUGUGUUAUGUGAAAAUACUAUCUGCAGCAAAUUACAUUUAUUUUGUGCCAUGUCUUGGAAGUUUCUAAGCACUGUUGCAGUUAAUGUUGAAUAGGGGGAAGCAUUGAAAAGAUUAUUGUUGUUGGGAGAAUCUCUUAGUCUUACUGUGAAAUGUAUCCUUUUUCUUGUUAGGAUACUGUAACUGCAACACAAUGCAAAGUGCACUUAGUGCCAUUUCAUUUCUGUUCUGUUGCUGGAUGUAAACAGUUCUGUAUUAUCAGACUUGCGUAAUGAAGUAGCUUUUCUUACUGUUUGUAUAAAGCUUUUCUACCAUCUGAGAUUUCUGCUAUGUCAUUGCUCCUUUUUUUCAUUCUGGCAAUUUACCCCAGUAUUUAUUCUAAUUCUCUAUCUUGUUGCAUGUGCCUUCAUUAGGAGUAGGUACAUGGAUGUUUUCCAGUUGCAGACCAUUUAAACCCCAAAUGGGCAAGAAGGAAACAGUUGGUACAGCUUUCUUUCCCAGGUUACAAGAGGCCAUGCAGCUUUCUCUUACUCUUCUGCCUUCAAGGCAUUUGAUGUCAGCAUUCAAAGCAUAUGCUGAAGGCAUAUCUGGAAAGGCCCACAAAUAGAGCGUUGUUGCUCUUCACUUAGGUUAGGAUAAACAGGAUUGUGAGAGCUGUUCUUGAUGUAUUCAGGAGUCGGAAGAGGUUGGGAUAUUUCCCCUUCAUCUGUUAAGCUGGUAGAGCAUCUUUAAGUACUAAAUGCCAGUAGUAAUGAUGUCCCUUAUUCAAGGUAGAUUUUAUAUUUGGUGCUAUAAGAUCAGUCUGUGCAUUUUCAUUGAUAUCCUCCAAUGUUAUCACUAGUUAAGUGUUAACUAAAUGUUAUCACUAUUAAGUGAUGCUCCUGAGGUUAAGCAGUGUUAAGAAAAACCCUUCUUUAAAGCAGCAUGGGAGUUCUUGUGACUGCACAAUUAGUUGUGUGAGUGCCCCUCUGUUGCUAUGCCUCCCACAACACAGGGAGUAGGGAUUUUUCCUGAUAGUCAUAAAAUAUGCACUGUUGUAGAAUGGCAAUCCAAGUUGCAAGUGGAGAUGCCCACGGGAAAACAAAGGGGAUGCUGGUUUCAAUGUCAGUCCCUUUGAGCCAGAAUCAUUCCCCUUAUCUUCCUACCAUUGCCAGCGAGUUGUACUUUGAUCAGGUUAUCAGUGCAUUUCCUGGGGAUUUAGUUCUUGCAGUUCAUAUUAAGAGAAAUGCAAAUAUUCAUCAGUCUGGAGCAUUCCCCACUACCUCAGUUAGUUUUCUGAUUUUGUGCUUGCUUGGAUGUAAAUGAGUGCUGUCAUCUGUCUUGGAGUAGCCAGCCAUUGGAUGGGGCAUCUGUCUUUGCUUUUUCAUAGGCUUAUGUUUAUACGUAUACCCCAUCAAUUAUGAUGAAAAUUGCAUCAUUUCAAAACCUUCCUGAGAAGAUAGCUUUCUCCUCUUCUUUUGAACUCAGAUUGUUCAUGUACCCACUCAGAGCAACUUUGUAUGUAUCAGCCAGUUGUUGACACAAACAUAGAAAUGUUAAUGGAAAAAAAACUUGGCUGUUCUUUGUUUCUGCUUUUUUUGUUAAUUUCACUAAUCUGGCUGCCUGUGCUAUGGAAAUUUCCUAUAUUAAUGGCUGUUUUCCUCAGUUAUUGUUAAAAUGCUAGCAAGGUAUAAAAAUGUGGGGUUUGUGAGGGGGUUCACAUUUUUCAUGUAAAACUGGUUUGAACUUUAACAUGCCUUUAAUUGCACGAGGCUUUUAUUCAUGGGCAAGAGCCAUAUGGGCAUCUGCUGCUCUUCUUUGUCCCAUCUUCAUUUUACAUCUCAGGUUUGGUAUUUACUAUGCUCUUUGUAUUAUUUGCUCAGUACUUUCACUGUAAUUCUUCUUUCAGCUAUAUUUCUAUUCUGCUGUUAAUACCAAGCACACAAUGCCACCAAACUCGGUUUUGAUCCUGGACAAACAUACUAGUCCGGGUCUACUUUUAAAAUGUUGAAUCUUGGCUCAUCAUUUGCCUUCACAAAAGUAAUCCAAGAUUAAUCCAAGAUUUUCUGCAACCUCAAAAUGCCUGAAACUUUUUUCCAGGAAGCUAAAGCCUGUAACAUCUUAUAUGACAAUAAAUUAUUUUUGUCUCAUGUAGGUUGAGCUACUUUCCUUGCCCUACCUGUUUGCUUUCAAGAUCUAUUUUGCUUUGGUGGUAAUACCUGUUAGGUCUUUUUAUGAAUGACCUUAACUCACUAGCCCUGAGGGAGAGAAGUUAAUUUUUGUCCAGGUUAAUGAAUUAUCCCACUCAGCAAGAGCCUGACAAAUGCCAGAGCUUGCAGGUGGACAAAGGCCAAGGAAAGGAUUUCAGAAGAAAACUCGUUUUGGCCUCCUGAAGCUGCCUCAUGUAAUUUUGCCUUCUUUUACAGAAUUUACUUGGCUUAGUUAGGAAAAGCUAAAGUGUGUGGUUAGUUUCUCUGAGCAUCCCAAAUAGACUGAGAGAGAUACUUAAGUUAAAAAUUAUUUAUUCUGACUAUUAUUUAUGUAACUUGCAUAUAUCAUCUAAAGAUUUUAUUAAAGGUACAGAUAAAACAGA
This is a messenger RNA of Serinus canaria (Common canary), 6759 nucleotides long. It is a transcript of the gene GGPS1, whose product is annotated as geranylgeranyl diphosphate synthase 1. Gene Ontology annotation, molecular function: prenyltransferase activity. The coding region runs from base 1587 to 2327 and encodes 246 amino acids. Gene Ontology annotation, biological process: isoprenoid biosynthetic process. The record is from RefSeq and is a predicted model, not a curated record. NCBI's taxonomy places the organism in Eukaryota, Metazoa, Chordata, Aves, Passeriformes, Fringillidae. The transcript has 4 exons.